Athene cunicularia (burrowing owl) is the source of this 9550-nucleotide messenger RNA. RefSeq names its product SH3 and multiple ankyrin repeat domains 2 (gene SHANK2). Bases 399 to 5972 code for a protein of 1857 amino acids. NCBI's taxonomy places the organism in Eukaryota, Metazoa, Chordata, Aves, Strigiformes, Strigidae. Gene Ontology annotation, cellular component: dendritic spine; postsynaptic density; postsynaptic membrane. The transcript has 27 exons. The record is from RefSeq and is a predicted model, not a curated record. Gene Ontology annotation, molecular function: synaptic receptor adaptor activity; ionotropic glutamate receptor binding.
CAACCCACGACUAAAGGACCCUUCCUGGCUUUGCUGAAAUUGCGUGGGGAUCUACCUGGAUCUAUCUAGCUGGAGGACAGGAGCUUUCUCAGACUGAACCCUUUCCCUCUCUGCCUCCAGGAUCCUGGCCUUAACAGGCCAUGAAGAUUCAAUUGCCUGGUAUUCUACAAAUGAGCCUAUCAAAGCCCUGUUUCAUCCGCUUUGAUCCAUCCAUUCCUGAUCGGAAAGCACAAGCCCAGCAGGAGGGAGCAGCGGGCUGCAGGCUCACCUUUGCAGGUGCCAGCCACCCUACCAACAGCUCUGCUCCCAGGAAUCUGAGAUGAGAGAGCGCUAAAUUCUGAUGCUCAUCUUGAUGCCAUCGCUCUCAUCUGUAUAUUGACAGGAUAAAAAACUUGAACAUGCCUCGUAGCCCAACAUCAAGUGAAGAUGAAAUGGCACAAAGCUUUUCCGACUAUUCUGUUGAAUCUGAAUCAGACAGUUCCAAAGAAGAAACUAUUUAUGACACAAUUAGAGCAACUGCAGAAAAGCCAAGCAGCAGAAUGGAAGACAGUCAGAGCAACACAUUAGUGAUUCGAAUUAUAAUACCUGAUCUGCAGCAAACGAAAUGCAUUAGGUUUAACCCAGAAGCUUCAGUGUGGGUUGCAAAGCAACGAAUUUUGUGCACUUUGAAUCAGAGUUUGAAAGAUGUCCUGAAUUAUGGGCUGUUCCAGCCUGCAAGCAAUGGUAGAGAUGGGAAGUUUUUGGAUGAGGAACGACUUCUUAGGGAAUACCCACAGCCAGUGAAUAAAGGAGUUCCUUCACUAGAGUUUCGGUACAAGAAAAGAGUCUAUAAACAGUUCAAUCUUGAUGAAAAACAGCUGGCCAAGCUUCAUACAAAGGCUAAUUUGAGAAAAUUUAUGGAUCAUGUCCACCAUCUCUCAGUGGAAAAAAUCACAAAGAUGUUGGACCGAGGACUGGACCCAAAUUAUCAUGACCUAGAAAGUGGAGAAACACCCCUAACUUUGGCAGUUCAGCUUGACAAUACAGUAGAAGUGAUAAAAGCUCUGAAAAAUGGAGGAGCACAUUUAGACUUCAGAGCUAAAGAUGGAAUGACAGCUCUACACAAAGCAGCCAGAGCCAAGAACCAAGUAACCCUCAAGACCCUUUUAGAGCUUGGAGCAUCUCCUAACUACAAAGACAGCUGUGGCCUGACACCACUGUACCACACUGCCAUUGUGGGAGGGGAUCCCUACUGCUGUGAGCUGCUACUUCAUGAACAUGCUACAGUCAGUUGCAAAGAUGAAAACGGAUGGCAAGAAAUUCAUCAGGCUUGCCGAUACGGACAUGUCCAACAUCUAGAGCACCUCCUCUUCUACGGCGCCGAUAUGUGUGCGCAGAACGCCUCUGGAAACACCGCACUGCACAUCUGCGCCCUGUACAACCAGGAGAGCUGUGCAAGAGUGCUGCUGUUCCGGGGAGCCAACAAGGAGAUAAAGAAUUAUAACAGCCAGUCUCCAUUUCAGGUGGCUAUAAUAGCGGGAAAUUUUGAGCUUGCUGAAUAUAUCAAGAAUCACAGGGAAGCCGAUAUUGGUUCCUGCUUCCCAUAUCCAAGUAGAAGUCCCUGGAAUCUGUUGCUGGCAGUGCCCUUUAGAGAGGCUCCCACCUAUUCAAACCGAAGGCGGAGACCCCCGAGCACCUUAGCAGCACCUCGGAUCUUGCUUCGUUCCAACAGCGACAACAAUCUGAACAUCAACAACCUCCCUGAGUGGUCAGCCUCCUCCUCUGCUUCUUCACACCGCAGCCUUUCACCUCAUCUACUUCAACAGAUGCAGAAUAAUCCUAAUGGAACUGUAAAAACUGUGGGGAGUUACACUCCGUCCUCCCGGAGCCGGUCGCCAUCCCUGAACAGGCUGGGAGAGGAUGCCAAGCGGCAGCAGCACAGGCACAUCAGUGCCGUUUACAGUCCUAGUGCCAACAAGGAUACUUUGUCUGCCUUGGAUUAUCAGGGUCCAAAACGCAAGCUUUACAGUGCUGUACCUGGAAGACUUUUUAUUGUCGUAAAGCCAUAUCAACCUCAAGGAGAAGGGGAAAUUCAUCUGCACAAAGGAGAUAGAGUCAAAGUUUUAAGCAUCGGUGAAGGUGGAUUCUGGGAAGGCAGCACCCGGGGACAUAUUGGAUGGUUUCCUGCAGAAUGUGUUGAAGAAGUUCAGUGUAAACCAAAUGAAAGCAAACCAGAAACACGAACAGACAGAGCAAAGAAACUGUUCAGACACUACACAGUUGGAUCCUAUGACAGCUUUGAUGCUUCAAGUGACUGCAUAAUAGAAGAAAAGGCAGUGGUCCUGCAGAAAAAAGACAAUGAAGGAUUUGGAUUUGUGCUCAGAGGGGCAAAAGCUGACACACCAAUUGAAGAAUUCACCCCAACUCCAGCCUUUCCUGCUUUGCAGUACUUGGAAUCUGUGGAUGAAGGGGGAGUAGCAUGGCAAGCUGGCCUGAGAACUGGAGACUUUUUGAUCGAGGUUAACAAUGAGAAUGUAGUGAAAGUUGGCCACAGGCAGGUGGUGAACAUGAUUCGACAAGGGGGCAAUCACCUAGUUCUUAAGGUUGUCACAGUAACCAGGAAUCUUGAUCCAGAUGACACAGCUAGAAAGAAAGCCCCACCACCACCUAAGCGAGCUCCAACCACUGCACUGACCUUGCGGUCUAAGUCAAUGACCUCAGAGCUUGAAGAGCUGGUGGAUAAAGCUUCAGUACGGAAGAAGAAGGAUAAGGUGGAUGAAAUAGUACCAGUUUCCAAGCCAUCAAGAAUUGCAGACAAUGCAACUGUGGACUCCAGAGUGGCAACUAUUAAACAGCGGCCUUCUAGUAGAUGUUUUCCCUCAGCUACAGAUAUGAAUUCCAUGUAUGAGAGACAGGGUAUUGCUGUGAUGACGCCCACUGUACCAGGGAGUCCUCAAGGUCCUUUUCUGGGUAUACCUCGGGGUACAAUGAGAAGACAAAAAUCUAUAGGAAUAACAGAGGAAGAACGGCAGUUUUUGGCUCCUCCUAUGCUGAAGUUUACCAGAAGUCUUUCAAUGCCUGACACCUCUGAAGAUAUCCCACCACCACCACAGUCCUUACCUCCUUCACCACCACCACCUUCUCCCUCUCUGUACAACUCUCCCAAAUCCCCGACAUCCAGGAGCUAUGGAACUAUUAAACCUCCAUUUAAUCAGAAUUCAGGUUCAAAAAUUUCUUUGGUUAGGCCUGAGAAUGUGGGAACAAUGAUAAGGGACAAAGGGAUCUAUUACAGACGAGAACUGGACCGAUACUCUUUGGACUCUGAAGACCUGUACAGUCGUGCCGCAUCUCAGGCAAAUUUCAGGAACAAGAGGGGUCAGAUGCCAGAAAACCCAUAUUCUGAGGUUGGGAAGAUUGCAAGCAAAGCAGUUUAUGUGCCAGCCAAGCCAGCAAGGAGGAAGGGGAUGCUAGUGAAACAAUCCAAUGUUGAAGACAGUCCGGAAAAGACCUGCUCUAUUCCAAUCCCGACAAUUAUUGUGAAAGAGCCAUCCACCAGCAGCAGUGGGAAAAGCAGCCAAGGGAGCAGCAUGGAAAUCGAUCCUCAGUCUUCAGAGCAACCUGGGCAACUCCGACCCGACGAUAGCUUAGGUGUCAGCAGCCCGUUUGCAGCAGCCAUUGCUGGAGCAGUGAGGGACAGGGAAAAGAGGCUAGAAGCAAGGCGUAAUUCUCCAGCCUUCCUUUCCACAGACCUAGGAGAUGAGGAUGUUGGACUAACACCACCAACACCACGUAUGAGGCAAUCUAAAUUCACCGAUGAAGCAAUGUUUAGUAGUGAAGAUGGUUUUAGACAGCUUAUGUCACCAUCUCCGAUUCCCGCACCUAGAGAGCCUGAAAAUCUUUUUAACAGCAGUGAACCCAGCAAUCAAAGCGAUUCAAGGACAUUAAAUGCUUCGUCCAAAACGAAAGGUACUGAAAACAGUACAGUGGCAGCUAAGUCCACAAAUGCCUCCAGCUCAGAUAAUUACGUUCACCCGGUCACAGGAAAGCUGUUAGACCCAAACUCACCACUAGCCCUCGCUCUCUCUGCCAGGGACAGAGCCAUGAAAGAACAAACACAGCAGAUUCCAGGCAAAGGAGACACUGUUAAAGCUGACCUUAAUAAACCACUUUACAUCGAUACAAAGCUGAGACCCAAUAUCGAAACGACUUUUCCUGUUACUGCUACUGUCACUAGGCAAAGUACUCGUGGCCCAUUGAGACGGCAGGAGACCGAGAACAAGUAUGAAACAGAUGCAGGGAAAGAAAAGAAAGCUGAGGAAAAGAAAAACAUGUUGAUAAACAUUGUGGAUACUUCGCAGCAAAAGUCAGCUGGCUUGUUAAUGGUUCAUACGGUGGACACAGCAAAGUCGGACGAUACGCCUGAAGAUGAAGAGGAAAAGAUAGCUGAAAUGGAACCUAACCCUGAAAACUCCCCACCAGAGAGACCAGAGGGGAGCGAGGAAGCAGAAAGUGAGCUGAACGUACCUGCUGCGCCUGAGCCACCGGCAUCUCCCUGCAAAACCAUCGUAGCAGCGAGCUCUGUCGACGACCCUGUCAUCUUGCCAUUCCGCAUCCCUCCUCCUCCCUUAGCAUCAGUUGAUAUUGAUGAAGAGUUUAUGUUUACUGAGCCACUACCACCCCCCUUAGAGUUCGCCAACAGCUUUGAUAUCCCCGAUGACCGUGCAGCUCCUGGUUCGGCUCUAACGGACUUGGCUAAGCAAAGAAAAAAUGGCACACCUUCACCCGCGCCAUUUGCCCCCAGCCAGUCAACAAAUUCCUUAGACAGUAAAAAGCAAGUGGGUCUUUCAAACUGUUUGCCUGCCUCCUUUCUGCCACCCCCUGACAGCUUUGAUAACGUCACUGACUCUGGGAUUGAGGAGGUAGACAGUCGAAGUAGUAGUGACCAUCACUUAGAGACAACCAGCACUAUCUCAACAGUGUCCAGCAUCUCUACCUUAUCCUCGGAAGGGGGUGAGAACGUGGAUACUUGUACAGUCUAUGCAGAUGGGCAAACAUUUCUGGUGGACAAACCCCCAGUACCUCCUAAGCCAAAAAUGAAGCCCAUAAUCAACAAAAGCAAUGCACUUUACAAGGACGCGCUAAUUGAAGAAACUGUAGACAGCUUUGUUAUUCCUCCUCCCGCUCCGCCCCCACCUCCGAUCAGUGCACAGCCCAAUAUGGCUAAAGUUGUUCCCCAAAGGACAUCUAAGCUAUGGGGUGAUGUGACGGAGGUGAAAAGCCCAAUUCUCUCAGGCCCAAAGGCUAAUGUUAUUAGUGAAUUGAACUCAAUACUCCAGCAAAUGAACAGAGAGAAAUCCUCAAAGCCAGGGGAAGGAUUGGAGUCACCUACUGGAACAAAAACUGCAAGUCUCAGUACAAGGAGCACGGAAGUCAUGAGUACUGUCUCAGGUACACGAAGUACAACAAUCACUUUUACUGUCCGACCUGGAACCAGCCAGCCGAUCACACUGCAGAGCAGGUCCCCAGACUAUGACAGUAGGACCUCAGGAGCAAGACAUGCUCCAAGCCCUGUGGUUUCACCAACAGAGAUUAAUAAAGACAUCAUGCCUGCUCCUCUGACUGCUUCUGCUUCAGCUUCAUCUCCUUCUCCAACUUUGUCCGAUGUAUUUAGCCUACCCAGCCAGCCCCCUUCUGGGGACUUAUUUGGCUUGACCACAGGGCGCAGCAGGUCUCCUUCUCCCUCAAUAUUACAACAGCCAAUCUCAAAUAAGCCUUUUACAACUAAGCCUGUCCACCUGUGGACUAAACCAGAUGUGGCAGAUUGGUUGGAAAGUCUAAACUUAGGUGAACAUAAAGAAACAUUUAUGGACAAUGAAAUAGAUGGCACUCAUUUACCAAAUCUACAAAAGGAAGAUCUGAUAGACCUUGGAGUGACUAGAGUUGGGCACAGAAUGAACAUAGAAAGAGCUUUGAAACAGCUGCUGGACAGAUAAGAAUAGCUAUUUUGCCUCACAAACUUCUGUUGAUAACUAGAGAUGGGCUGGUACUGAAAUACCCCAAAUGCCUUGGCUGUCUGCGAGUGCCAGCAAAAUUGGGGGGCGGGGAGGGGGAAAACAGUUUAAUUCCUGGUACUCAGGUAAUGCAGACUGUAUGCUACAUGCCCAAACAUAAAUCUAAAUAUGUUACACGAGUGGGGCCAUUUUAUUUCAAAGCUGUGGGGAGAUUUGAGAGAGAGAGAGAGAAAAUUGUUAACUUCAAAAAUACUAUCUCUUGAUAACGCCCUUCUGCUGGAACCAUUACGUACCACUUUUCUUUCAAUGUAAAAUUGCAAGCGUUUCAUUUUUUUAUUGAAAAGCACUAUAUUCUCUUCUUGACAUUCAGUCUCCGAGCGGGCUUCCUUCCCCAGCCCUUAGUUCAUUUUAAGAGGACAGAUUGCUUCAUUACCAUUCAAACCCAUUUUUAUUAGUAGCAGAGGCACAAUAUUAAGAUGACAGGUACAGGAGUUCAUAUUACUGGUUUUUACUAGUUUAGCGCUCUGAUUUGUUGGCAGUGAAGCUGGUUGUUCUGCUGGAAUUAGUUCAAAGGUAACCUUGCUCUGUUUUACCUGGUAUUUCUUUAUUUCUGCAGUUAUACUUAGCACUCUUCCAAGGUGGCAGAACAAGUUCAAUACAUGCUCCAUUGACUUGACCUGUAAGACGAUGCAGACGUUGCAUAAAAACUGAGGAGGAAUGCACACUUAGAGGUACAACAAAAUGAAGCUAGUUUGAACCUGAGACCCCCAGUUUUCAACCAGCUAAACUACUGCUGUCGCAAUAUGAACUCUACAAGCCAGUAAAAAUUUGGGGUUGUGUACAGGCGCAUCUUUUGGACUUCACAGUCAGAUACUCAAAUGUGCUGAACCCUGAGAGGUAAUUCAGUGAGUGGUAAGUGCUUAGCUGUUUUGAACAUCAGACCAAGAAGGAAUAAAAAGAUAGACGAAUGUUCCCAUUGAAGAACAGUCAGUGGGAAGGUUGCCAGUAUUUUAAAUGAGAGAGGGAUUUCAGCCUGUUAGCAGGAAUGGAAAUGUUUCAGCUUGUUAAGAAACCAAAAAAGGUAAAAAAGGUAAUGCCAAGAUGGAAAGAGGUAUAUAGUCUCUCAGCAGGCAUGUGUUCCGAGGGCCAGGAGAGUUGGGUAGGUAUCCAGUUUCUCGUUUUUAUCGCUGUUAGCAGGCGCUGGCUCCCUGACAAGGAGAGCAGACUGAGCACUUCAGGGGAGCUGGGCGCUGCCCACCGGCCUCCAGCCAUUGCUUUGCGCGGCCCUUAGAGCGGUGGCGGGAGAGAAACCAGGGCUGUGCCCGGCGUGGGGGGGACAGAGCGCCAGACCUUUCCAGGAGACUUCGGUCAGCAGGGGAGAAACACACAGAUUUGCUUAAUCUGACUUUUUUUUUUUUUUUCUUUCCUUUUUUUUUAAAGUUAACAAAUCUCUCUCUGCAUGUUUGAACUCCCCUUGUAAUUAACACCUCUUAAUAUCUGUGAGUUUUGUAGGUCUUUAUUAACAUAAUAUUCAAGAUGUUCAAGGUGGGUAAAUUGUGUGUGGAUGGCUAGACUGCCUACCUACCAUUCUUUCAGGUUCUCUUACAUUUUGCAAGGUACCUGAACUUUUUUCCUUGAUAAUGGUCCUUGAUAUGGUCCAGCCUAUCUCUAAUUUUUUUAUUGUGAUUAUUUUUGCUCACAAACAAGUGUCUAAUUAGGUCUGCAACAGCCCUAGUAUGAGUACAUAAAGUUUAGCAUUUUAAAUAUCUUUCUUUACUGCAAGUUUAAAUAGUUGUACAGAUAGUUUAUAAGCACAAUAUUUUAAGAAAAUAAGUGGCUGGUCUACUGGGCAGCCUUUGUGCCACUUCAGUGCUAGAAAGUUAAAAACAACAAAAAAAAACUUUUGUGGUUUACUACUAUUUCUGUGGAAUAAUUAUAAAGUCUUGACCUUUUUAAAAUCAACCUCAUUUGGAUGCAUCUGAACCAGCAGAGCUGUGUUAUAUUUUCUAUCUUUGCUAGAACUUCUACAAAGGAGGAUGAAUAUUUCUUCAAAAGUGGUUAUAGUUACCAACGCAUUGGAUACUCAUAAAAAGCAACUUAUUUAGCCUCCUGCCCCCUUUACGGAACAACAAAUCUUUUGACUUAACAUCUGUUACUACGCUAUAUUUGUAUUUGAAAGUUCCAAGUAACCUUGUAAUAAAAAUCAAGUACUAAGGCAUUUUACUUUCAAGAGUACUGAAUUUUUCCAUAGGUGUUGUAGAAAAUGGCAGUUUCAUUCAGAUAGUUGAUACAGGCAACUUGAGGCCAUCAAAUACUUUAAGAAGUGUAAAAAUGGUAAUUUAGCCAUCAUUGUCUUCCAUUUGGUGAUAUGACAGAAUUCAGUAAAUAAACCACUAAUGCCAUGCUCUUUUUUUUGUUUCUUUGGGUACAGUUGAUAUUACCUCUAUAACAUGUGCCAGAAAAUACAUUAGAAAAUAUGGUAGUAAAAGAAAAUGUAGAAGUUGACUUUUAAGCUGCUUUUUAAUCACAACCUUCUUGUUGAAUUUACAUUGAACGAGUGCUGACAUACACAGUAAAUUACAGUUGACAUCCCUUUCUUACACAGGUGUGUUUCUUGCUCGUGUAUCUUUUCAGGUACUGAAAGACUAGGUACAAUACAAUUAGUAGAAAAGAGGUUUAACACAUUAAAGAGCUAAUGAAAUAGUUUAUUUUUUACAUUGUGUCUUACAAAGUAAAGGUAAGGAGACCUGAGAGGACCUACUUUCACCAAUAAAAUACACCUCUGCCAAGAUGAAUUGGUCUCUAGCUCUGUGUGAUGAUUUUGCUACAGAAAGCAAUAGUAACAGAUACGACGUUGCCUCCGAGUAUUUUCAUCAGUCUGGAAAUGUUGGGGGGAGGAGAGAAGACCCAUUUAUUUCAUGCUACUAUGAUAGUGAAAAACGAGUUGUUAGAGAUCUAUGAAAUACGUUACGAUAUUCUGGGUUUUAGGAUCAACUUUUGUUUAUAUACUGUAAUUUAAAUAAAUUGCAUUUACAUGCCUAGUUUCUGUAAUAUUUGUGUAUACAAUACCAAAAUCUUACAAGAUGUAAAUUGUGUAUAACUGCACAGACUCCUUUCCCUAGGUGUCUGAGAACAUUUUAAGUUUAAUUCAUAUAUUAUAAAAUGACUAGAUGUGACUGUUGAUUUACAGAAUUUACAUAUCACAAAAGUUAAUUAUUUGUGGUACUUAAGUUAAUAAAAAUAGUGAUUUUUUUUUUUUUCUCAGUUCUUAAAAAGCAUUACCCAGUUGAUCUGGCGAUGAUUAUGUGUAUGAGCCACAAAUAUUGAUAAUUUUUCCAUUACAUUUUUUCUUUUAUUUUCUAGAUAUUAAUAUGUUUCUCGCUAUAGUUUGUGUAACAACUUGUGUUCACGUUAUCUAUGUUGCUGUAAUUUUUGUGCUUUAAUUCCUCUUAUUUCAACUGAUUAAAAAAAUCAAGCUCCUGUAACUUGCACUUUUCCCCAAUCCUUAAUACUCUUGUAUGGCAACCAAAAUUACUGUAAGAAAUAAAUAUAAUAUUGCA